UUUUGAUCUUAUAAAGAAUAUUUUUUGUCUUAUUUGUAUGUAAGAUUUUUAUUUGUUUUAAAAUGAGAGGCCUAUAUAUCCUGAAUCUUAUAAAGAUCCAACUCACGACCUCUGUCUCAUAAAUUCCUGAGAAACCAUGAGUAAGUCAUAUUAAAAAAUAAUAAUAAUUAGUACACUUGACUACGAAGGAAAUACAAGAAGGAUAUGACAGAGUUAGAGGUGCCCCUGAUUUGGAAUAACGAAGUUAACAGCCGUCAUCUUUCAAAUGAAAUAACAAACCCUCGUACAGGCACAUUAUGGACUGCAACUGCACAUAUAAUCACAGCAGUGAUAGGAGCAGGAGUUUUAUCCCUGGCCUGGAGUGUUGCACAAUUGGGAUGGAUUGCAGGUCCUGCCAUCAUGCUCGUUUUUGCUCUCAUAACAUACUAUUCCUCUUCUUUGCUAGCAGAUUGUUACAAGUUUCCUGACCCUGUCUUUGGACCCAACAAGAACUACACAUACAGGGAUGCUGUGAAAGUGAAUCUGGGUGACAGGCAAGCAUGGCUGUGUGCACUGGUACAAUAUGUGUCCCUGUAUGGAGCAGGGAUUGCUUAUACAAUCACUGCCUCAAUUAGCAUGAGAGCAAUCAGGCAAUCGAAUUGCUAUCACAAGAAUGGACAUGACUAUCCAUGCCACUUUUCAGAAACCACCUUCAUGAUCAUUUUUGGAAUGACAGAACUUAUCAUAUCUCAAAUACCAAACUUUCAUAAAGUUUGGGGUCUUUCAAUAGUUGCAUCAAUAAUGUCCAUCUCCUACGCAACAAUAGGACUGGGUCUUGGCAUUGCAAAAGUAGCUGAAAAUGGAGAGCUUUAUGGAAGUAUAGCUGGAAUCAGCUCGAGCACAGCAAUAUCCACAUCGCAGAAAGCUUGGCUGGUCCUCCAAGCUAUUGGCGACAUAGCAUUUGCUUAUCCUUACUCUAUUAUUGUCAUAGAAAUUGAGGAUACAUUGAAAUCAGAACCUCCAGAAAACAAAACUAUGAAGAAAGCUUCCAUGAUUUCUGUAACAACGACAACUUUCUUCUAUUUGCUUUGUGGUUGCUUUGGGUAUGCAGCAUUUGGAGAGAAUGCACCUGGAAAUCUCAUGACAGGUUUUGGUUUUUAUGAGCCUUACUGGCUGAUUGACUUUGCCAAUGCAUGCAUUGUAGUUCAUAUGGUGGGAUCCUACCAGGUAUACUGUCAACCCUUGUUUGCUUUCAUUGAAGAUUGGUUUUUGAACACGUGGCCAAAUAAUAGACUUUUCAGUAAUGAAUAUGCUGUGCCCAUUCCUCUGCUUGGGUUGUAUUAUGUUAACCUAUUCAGGCUAUUUUGGAGAAGUGCAUUUGUGGUCUCAACUACCGGUAUUGCCAUUUUGAUUCCAGCUUUCAAUGAUGUUCUUGGACUUCUGGGAGCUAUUAACUUUUGGCCAUUGGCAGUGCACUUUCCAGUGGCAAUGUAUAUGGUGAAGAAUAAAGUCCAACAAUGGACAAUUACCUGGUUUCUUUUGCAAGCCUUCAGUUUCAUUUGCCUCCUCGUCUCAGUGGCAACUGCUCUGGGAUCAAUUGUAGGCCUUAUUGAAGGAUCUCUUCUACCUAUCGGUCUUCCAAUGCAUUUUACAGAUAUACAAUCCUUCAAUAAUGUAUGGUAUCAUUUCCUUGAAGAACUUAUUCCUAAAUAAAUAUAUGGUGUUGAUGCCUGACGGGUCUCCAGACCAGAACUUGAGGCAUGCCUCCAAGGGAGUUGUCUGCAUUGAGCUAGGCAACUAUAGUUACAUUGGAUGUACAGAAGAAGACUUAUGAUGGACAGUUUUCGAAAUUCACCUACAGCUAGUAGGACACACUCGUGAUCUUGAAUGUGUUGUGAGAAUGCCUUCAAGAAACUUGAAGACGGCUUACUCCUAUGGUUUGAUAGUUUAUCAAAUUUUCAAUUCAUUGGCUUGGAAAUGCAUCUAAGAGUCACUGGCUCUUGAACUUUUGAGCAUCUACACCUAAUUUAUGCCAAGCGGAGUAACUUUGCAGAUUGUGACUCAUCUUACUUCAAGUGCUGUAAACUUAACAACUACACUCAGAUGACCCCUGCUGUAAUUUUUUAUCUUGAAAGCGAUAAUCCCUCAAACAUUCAGUGAGACCACAUCACAAUCCACUUCACCCAUGAACUGUGUCAUAUUAUGAAUUUGAUCAUCAAUUUAGU
Molecule: messenger RNA, 2204 nt
Organism: Cryptomeria japonica (Japanese cedar)
Lineage: Eukaryota; Viridiplantae; Streptophyta; Pinopsida; Cupressales; Cupressaceae
Product: amino acid permease 3
Exons: 9
Coding region: 205-1692 (495 amino acids)
Cellular component (GO): plasma membrane
Source: RefSeq, a predicted model, not a curated record